UUGGCCAUCACUCUUACCCAAUGCAUUAUUGAUACUUUGUCCCUUAAUAUGCCCUCUAAAAUACUCUGCACUUCCAAUAGAUUUUGAAGGUCACAAUUCAGAGCAGAAAUCUGAAAUUGAUUUUACAGAUUGACCAAAACUCACAUGCUCAUUCAGUCUGACUGAGAAAAACAGUGGCUUCAAAAUGGGAAGAGAAUCUCCUUCAUCUUGUGAUUCUUAUCCAGUAAAUGCUCAUGAAGGAACUUCCAACUAUGAUGAAACCAUUAUGGAGCACAGCAUACACUUCACUGAUAGUUUGAAGGAAUUGAAGUGUUUGAGGAUGCAAUUAUACUCAGCAGCGGAGCAUUUUGAGUUGUCUUUUGGAGAAGUACAGAAACAGCGUUUAGUGGUGGAAAGCUUGAAGGAUUAUUUGAGCAAAGCAGUGAUUAGCACAGUGGAUCACUUAGGGUGUGUGGCAUCUAAACUGGACACUUUUUUGGAUGAAAAGGUGGAUGAGUUUUCUUCUACAACACUUCGACUCUCCUGCAUUGAACAGAAAUCAAGAUCAUACCAAGAAUUCAUUGACCGGAGUGGACUUAUGCAAAACUCCUUGGCUGUCAUAGCACCAAAGUAUCAGAAACAUUAUUAUAUCAACCACGGGUAUUUUUAUUGUUUAAUAAGAGGCACAUUGUGUGGGUCAGGAAAGUCAAAUGAGAAAAACAGUUCAGAGAAAGCCUCAGUGUACUUAGAAGAUGAUAUGCACCGAAGUCAUUACAAGCGAGCUUUUAUAGGACCAAGUACAGCAAAGGGACGUCCUCCCAUACAUAGGAAAAGAAAUCCCAAGCCAUCAUCAAUAGAAGCCUCACCAAAUCCAAAUCCUCAGGCAUUUUCUUUUAUGAGGAAUGCACCUACCAAGGAAGUUGAGAAGCGGUCACAUUCUCCACUUCGCUUUAUGAUUAAGCGAUCGGGAUCAUAUGCCAAUAGAUCGGAUUCUCCCACUCCUUACAAUCAACAACGGUGCCCAUCAGCGCCUAGGAGAAUGGUUCAUGCAAAUACAAAUCAAGCGAGGCACGAUCCACAAGAUUUGGAACUCCAAUCUAAAAAGGCUAAACAUAUGCUGAAAGCGUUGCUUAACAUCCAUAAGUCAAAAAAAGGAGUAGCAUCCAGUUACCAGGAUAAGAGGUGAAAAAAGGAAUCAAGAUUCUUCAUUUCAGCAUGGAUUAUUUUGUGUAUAUUUUAGCCAGCCCAUGUGUUGUUCUUCAAGAUAACCCUUCUCAUUUGGAACACCACAAGAUGCAGUGAUAUAUAUAGAUAUUAAAAGUUCUUAUUGUGACAAGACCUUUUAUCGUGAGAAAUUAUAAUCUCUACUUUCCAUUUUUCUAAUCAAU
This is a messenger RNA of Cuscuta epithymum, 1367 nucleotides long. NCBI's taxonomy places the organism in Eukaryota, Viridiplantae, Streptophyta, Magnoliopsida, Solanales, Convolvulaceae. The record is from the annotation of a GenBank genome assembly.